AUGGCCACCCUUCUCAUGCAAACAUACUCUCCAGGGCCAUUCAAGGGCAUCCUCCUCAACCAUUCCCCCGCUGCCUCGCCCUCCUACCAUCCUGCCUCCCUCCCCGCCCUCAUCCCCUCCAACUCCUCCCUCUCAUCCUCAGCGUCCUCAUCAGCACCAGGGGACUCAUCAGACUACUUCUCCAAGUCCCCCUCCCCCGGCCCGUCUCGCUCGCCCGGAAAUGUUCACCUGCACCCCCACAGCAAGCCCCGCAAAGGCUCCGCCCCCUCGACCGUCCGCCGCAUCCGCUUCGCACCGCUACCCGAGCCCAGACGCGACGAGGACGUGCUGCCCCCCGUCUUCCUUGACGACGACGCCGACCCAAAUCCGGAGCAGCUGACGAUGCACUCGGCGCUCACAAGCGCCGGCGUCCCCUUGGCCGCGCCCGCAGACUCGGACCUGUCCAAACGGGCGCACAGCGUGUCCUCCUCGAACCCCACCGCGAGCCCCGCCGCACGCCGCGGCUCCCUCCCCACUGACUCCCUCCUCCUCGCCUGUCCGCAAGUCUCCCCCGAGUCCUCUGGCUCGUCCGACCCCGCGCAGGGCGAGGCGGCGCCUACGGCCGUCCCCUCCGAGUGCGGCAACGACUGGGACGUGCUCUCGUCGCCCACCCUCCCCGUCCUCGCGCUGACCCCGCCGCAGUCCCCACGCAAGGGCGGCAAGUGGUCGAAGAUGCUCAAGCCGCUCCUGGGGCGCAACAACAACGCCGCGAACACGAAGUCGCCCCUCGGCCGCACGUUCUCGUCCGAGGAGCUCGCGACGAUCAACGGCGAGGCUCAGCAGCAGCAGCAGCGUGGUCGCAGCAGCAGCCUGCUUCGCGCCGCCGUCUCGAGCCGCGAUAGCAGCGUGAGUCGCGAGCGGGCCGUCGGGGGCGACUUCGGCGCGCCCCUCCACAGAUGGACGUCCGAGGGCGGCCCCGGGGUGGGGCUGCCUGUCAGCAAGAGGAAGCGAGGGCUGCUGUUCGGGGGUGGGGGAGGAGGGAGUGGGGGAGGGGUGCCUCUGGGACGGACGCAGAGUCUGACGUCGCUCUCGAGCAAGGAGGAGAAGAAGGCGGCGAAGGUGAAACAGGCGCCGGCUGCCGCGGCGGGCGGGCGGAAGCCGACGAGGAUGCUGAACGGGCGUGUGUACGGCGCGAGGCGGAACCCGAACGCGAACCCGUUCGCGAACGUCAGAACCGAUGAGCCUGAGUUCGUCGAAUGGGGAUACGGCGGGAUGGGUUCUGUGAAGAACACCGCUGGCCAGUCUACAGUCUGGUCACGUGUACAAGCCGACAACAACGCUGCCGGUCUCGCGUCCAAGCGCAAUGAUGAUGAGGACGACGGUACGGGCAUGUCGUGGGUGAAGCGUCGUAAAGAGGAGCGUGAGCGGCAGAAGAGGGAGCGUGAGGAGCGCGAAAGGAAGGAGCAGCAGGAGCGCCAGAAGGCGAUGGCCGAGGCGAACGGGGAGAGUGCGGACAUCGAGAUGAACACGGAGUCCGAGGAGGCGGCGACGGAUGCGAAAGAGGACGAGGACGAAGACGAGCCGGCGGAGAAGGUGCGCGAGAAGGUGGCGGAGGUCGAGCUUGUGGAGGACGACAAGGAGAACGUACCGGCGACCGCGAUUGCCACCCUUCCUUCUACGCCCGGUUCCUCUACGCCCUUCGCGUCCGACGCUCAGCGGCCCCAUCUGCACCUCGAACACAUCACGCAGGCCGUCAACAUCCCCGCUCCCCACCACCGCCUGCACCAUACUCACUCGCUCUCCCACUCCCACCCGCAUUCGCACAGCCAUGCGCACCACUACCACAGCCAUUCCCACUCCCUGUCGUACAUCGACUCGCGCGAAAGCGGCGAGACGGCUCGUCCAUUUGUCCAUCCGGACGCCGCGGCGGACCCGAGCGUCGCGCUGCUGGAGAACGAGAUCGUCGAGCGGGGAAGCGUGAGCAGCAGCGGCGCGAGCGCGAUGAGCACGACGAGCGACGACCCCGAGGACGAGGACAGCCCGAAGGACACCGACGGCGGCUUCGCCAACGACGAGGAGUCCGAAGACGAGGACGAGGAGGAGGGGCGUCGUCUUACCGCCCUCGGCGCAGGUGUGGAAAAGAUCGCGCGACACCACAAGGACGACCAGGGCCAGAGUGCGAGUGUGAGCGCGGUCGGGACGCCCAUGGAGUCGUCGAGUUAAGCUCGAUCGUCGCCGUAUGCGUUCAAAGUCCCGUCUCAGAAUUUCGCCGGUCCACUCCCCAACUCCACACCCUCAUAUACUCUCGCACCCGCACGUCUGCCCGCUGGAGACAUGCGCAGAUCGCGUGUCUUUGUACGGCAUAGACGUGACAUCCGUCGCAACGCGAUUCAUGGCUCCCCCACUGUGGACGAUCCGCGGGCGUCACGGCGCACCCCACUCCAGGCUCCGGCUUCGAGCACGAGUAGGGGUAAGCGGCGCGCCUGGUCGGCCAACCGUUGGCGAGGUAUUCGUCGCUCCGCUCAAAUUCGUGCGCGCGGCAUCUGGAAGAUGUCGCAAGUUGUUCUCUCAUAUUCCCCGCAUUAUAUGUAUACUCAACUUCGUCCUUGGGUCUUCUUAUCGUCCUCGCUGUGACAUACCGGCUCUCCGCACUCCUUACCAUCAGCUUAUAUACUCCAUCCAGUGUCCGCUGUAUCGCCGCUGGACGCGCAGUCGGCCAAAGCUCUCCUCGUGUCCGUCCCUUCCUUACUUCCCUGCCGUUCUCGUCCUAUGCUACCACAUCGCCGACGUCGACAUUCGUCGAUCCCGCCGGGUCUAAUCUUCGCCUUCGCCUGUGCAUAUUGGAUUCGUGCUCAUUCUCCUCGUUCCGCUCUUCAUGCUCCUCAUCCGUGCCUACGCUCCAAUCCCCUUCCCUAUCGCAUGCACCGACCGUCCAUCAUCAGCUCCCCGCUGUAAAAAGCCGCACAGGCAAGCACGCUGCCGCGUACCCAUCCCCUCUUACUUAUUAGUCGUCGCUGUCUCACACUGUAUCAUCCCUCGCAAGCCCUCGUGGCCCGUCAUAUCAUACUCGCUCGGCGUCCUCGCUCGUAUCAACCCACAUACUAUAUGGCCCUCUCUCAGGCUUUACUCGUCCUGGCUCCUCCACCCGCAUACAUCAUGGGUCAUGGGUCGCGGCGCCUAUCGCUUGUACCAGUAUAAUGCCCCCGCCCCCGCACUCCAUACUUCGUCGUUGCACUGCUGCCGUGCAAACCGUAUCCCUCGCCUUCACGGAUACCCCCAUCCACUACCCCAUAGUUCUGCUCCGCUUGCGCUUGCUGCGUCAUUCCAGCCUCCACUCGUCCGUCCGCACUUUGCCUUCUUUGCCUCCUUCUCGACAUCGUGCGCUUCCUCCGCUCUAGCACCAUUGCUCUGGCUGCAUCGGAUAUCCCAUCGGAUUGUAUCAUUGUGUAUCAUAGUUUCCUUUUCUCUGUGGAUAUUGGAUGUAUCGUUUUUCACCACCCUUCUUCUCUCACCGUCUUCCCGUGCUCAGGGAGCAUCUAUCCGCGGUCUUCCUCGCGUACGUUCCACCUUCCGUGAUCAUCCCACAUUCACGCUCGAUGCUCUCUUACUGCUCAUCGUUCGACUCAUCCCCUCCCCCGUACCCACCCCACGCACGUGCUUUGUGAUAUUUAUUUCAUUCACUCAAUCAUCACCUCCCUCCUUCACUUUUCUCUCCUGGGCUCUCUGGUCAACCUUCCCCUUCCAGUACCGGUCCCGUCGCAGCGCCGUUAUCCUCCCCAGCCUCGCUCGCUCUCCGUUCUUUUCUCAGCGCAUCCGCCGUCGUUAUCGAUGCACUUGCUGCUCUCCUGUCGCAUACAUAGAUGCAAUCACCCGUUACAAGUACCCUACCCACCGCGUGCAGCGCGUAUAUGCGUGUGCACGCCCGCAUGUGUU
Molecule: messenger RNA, 3912 nt
Organism: Dichomitus squalens LYAD-421 SS1
Lineage: Eukaryota; Fungi; Basidiomycota; Agaricomycetes; Polyporales; Polyporaceae
Exons: 3
Coding region: 1-2202 (733 amino acids)
Source: RefSeq, a predicted model, not a curated record